AUGGCUACGGGAGCCUUCUCAAAGUGCGUUCCAGAUGUCCGCUGCUGCCCUAAAGAAGUCCAGCAGAGAAUGAAUCAACAAAUUUAUUUUUCAGGAUUAGAGAAUGAAUUUGCCGACCGUCUGUUCGGGCAGCACAUCGUACAAAGCAUGUUGCCAGAAGUAAUCAAUCGACACUUGAGGAAGGAAUCCCCGAAGAAAGCCCUUGUCCUGAGUUUCCAUGGAUGUACAGGAGUCGGAAAAUCCUAUGUUUCGCGAAUGAUCAUCGACGAACUAUUUUUCAGAGGAUUGAAUAGCUCGUAUGCUCAUAAUUUCAUCGGAUUUCGGCAUUUCUUGCCAAGCGGAAAGGAGGACGAUAUCAGAAAAUAUCUCCAGGACAGAAUCCGGUCUAGUGUAUCGGCUUGUCCAAGGAGUGUCUUCGUAUUUGAUGAAAUGGAAGUGGUCGCCGAGGGUGUUAUGGAUUAUCUGACCCCUUUCCUCGAUUUCCGCGGGGUGGUUGAUGACGUCGAUUAUAGGAAAGCUAUUUUCAUUUUUAUAUCAAAUGCUGGUGCUACGGAAAUCCGGGACCUCACUGUUGAACACUUCGAAAAAGGAAAGUCACGGGAUGCUUUGAAAUUUUCGCAGUUUCGUGAUAUUUUAGAGCAAGCUGCGUAUAACGAAAAAGGCGGAUUGAAGGAUUCUGUAUUGCUUGAGAAAACUCUGGUGGAUCAUUUUUUCCCCUUCCUGCCGUUGGAGAGGAGACAUGUCCGGGAAUGCAUAAAGCAUGAAUUUGACUCAAACUCUGUCGACUAUUCUGAAGAAGACAUUGAGGAUGUUCUCAGUGGCGUGAAGUUCCACCCACCCGAAACUGAAGCUUUUUCCUUGAAUGGUUGCAGAUCGGUUUACUCACUGGUAGAACAACAAAUCGCGUAUAAGGACGAGAAGAGGAUCUUGAAAGCCCAAAUGCUGGUUCGUGAUCAUUUAACGAAGUCUCAUCGUCCUCACAUCGACGCCCUAACGAUGUUGUGCAUUCAAGAUCAAGCCACUGUUCUGCACGAUUCAGUUGGUGCUGAGAUGAUCAAGAUUGUCUUGGACGAGCUGGAACGACUUAUGUCAGGGGACAGAGAUUUUAAUGUCCCGUUCGGAGUCAAGAAAAAUGCCUUCAACGUGUUCUCGUCGAAUCGUGGCUCGUUAUACUCGAGUCAAGUAGCGGUGGUUUUCAAAAUGAUUCCGGAUAAGGCAAGAUUCCGGCGCAACAUCUCACGUCUUGUCUCGCGGCGAGGAUAUGCCAAAGCGCUGAGAUGGAUUCGUGCUUUGAACCUGCCCUUGACGUAUUCCGUUACGAAAAUAUUGUUGAACCUCCUUGUCCGUGGGCAGCUAUCUGAAAUCCGAGCAUAUUUCGAUGUCUCCCCCGUUGAACGCGCUCCAUUUUUAAAAACGGUUGACAAGUUGCUCGGAAUGCGGUAUCAGGAAAGACUGCAGUUUCUUGAGGACAACAAAGUUCGCGGACUGAAAUUCUGGAGCUUGACGGAGCGAAACCUGAGCAGGGCCAUGGUUCGCCUUUUGCCACGGAAUGAGAACGAUGCCAAGAGAAUUUUAUUGGACUGUCCGAACAUGGCGAAGAGCAAGGCAUCACGGUUUUUUAAGGACAUAAUUGUGAAGACUUUCGUGCAUGAAUCCAUGACCGUCGACAAAUUCGCGUCCAUUAUUCUUGGUCGGGUAGCUGCGGACAAAGAGUUGGCGGAAAUAGUCAUCAAUUCCUUGUUUGAUCGAGAUUUGUGGCGAGAAGCUGAAGUUUGGAUGACAAUCUUCGGUAUCCGUUCCACUGAUCUCACCAGGCAGCUGAUGCGAUUUAAAACUCUGGAGGAUCUGGAAUUGUCUGCUGUCGCAAGUGGCAACCGUGUGAUGAACCCGUUGUACGAUCACGGGUUGAAUUCGAAAGAUAUCAAGGUGUUGCGUGAUUCUAAGGAUUGCGAGCAACUUUUCGAUGAUAUUUUGGCGAAUUUCUGCACGAUCGGCAUUGACGCAUUGUGGCAGCCUUGUCAAGAGAAGGGAAGGCAAAACACACUGGGGGUUUUUCAGAUUGCCACACCUUCCGAUGUUUAUGUGGUUGACGCAAUCGAACUCUAUGGAAGUUUGUCUGAUGCCGCUGCCGGAAAAUUGAAAGAUAUACUGGUAUCUUCGGAAGUGAGAAAGCUCGGGUUCGCUAUGUGCGUCGAUUUGUCCCGGCUCGGUGAUCUGAACCCUAUGCUGGCGAACAGUGCUCUAAUCGUUCAGAACUUCUGGGACUUCAAACGAUUGCGAGACCGAGGGUUCGAAUAUUUGCAGCAGAUCUACCCAGAUAUCAUGAUAGAAGGUCCGUGUAGACUGAGGGGAUCCGUGAAUGAUAUUUUCGAGUUGUGCACACAGCGAACUCUUUUGAAGAACGAUAUUGUUCGGUGCUCAGAUUGGUCUAAGCGUCCAUUGUCGGAUGAAGAGCUGCUGUAUGCUGGUAUCAAAGUUCGAUGCUUGUUGGAUUUGGAAGUCGCCAUCCGCCGUGAUGCAGAAGCAAAGAAUUUCAAUUUGCAAGAAUGUAUGGAGAAUUUGGCAAGCCUCAAAGCACCAUCGAGAAGUCGGUCGAAAUCGAGAGCAGCGUCUUCGAGAAGCUCACUUUCUGAUUGUUGCGAUUGAUUUCGAAAGCCUGAAUGAUGUAUUUUUUCGUUUAAUUUUAUGUCCUAUACACUGCUUGAUACUACUGUACAUUUCUGAAGUUUUUGUUUGUCUUGCCUCUUCCAUGAUUCUUCCACAUUCGAUACGAAAUGUAUGAACGUCUCCGUUGUACUGA
Messenger RNA from Notodromas monacha, 2800 nucleotides. NCBI's taxonomy places the organism in Eukaryota, Metazoa, Arthropoda, Ostracoda, Podocopida, Cyprididae. The record is from the annotation of a GenBank genome assembly.